Messenger RNA from Coccidioides immitis RS, 507 nucleotides. RefSeq lists its product as uncharacterized. The record is from RefSeq and is a predicted model, not a curated record. NCBI's taxonomy places the organism in Eukaryota, Fungi, Ascomycota, Eurotiomycetes, Onygenales, Onygenaceae. The transcript is spliced from 5 exons. Bases 1 to 507 code for a protein of 168 amino acids.
AUGGCGUUCGCCUACUUGGCCCUUCUUCUAAGAGCAAAGGGGAAGAGAAUAAGAGAAGGGCAAGGACUGGACGUACCAGAUAAGAAUGAGACAAGGAAGAUUGAAGUCAAGAAGAUCACAGGAAAGCAUGGCAUCCGAGGUGCCCUAGCGAGCCAUGUCAUCCAAACAUCCCGAGAGAUGGUAACCGUCGCAUUUACCCAGUAUCCUCAGAGACUAGUUUUUGUUUCCUCUCCUAAAAACGGAGGGCAGCUUGUCGAGGAAGCUGGGAUGGAUGGUGGGGGUCCGUCAGAGAAGAUCUCGUCUGGAGGCUCGAAUCGGGCAUGGGACAGCCAGCCACGGAAAGCAGAAAUCGUUGGUUCGUCGAUAUCCUCAAACCCACUCCAGCACAGUCAAAAAAAUCCCAGCACUACCACCGGUCAUGGAGAAUCACCCAUCCGGAACAGAAAACAAGCCAUGUAUUCCCGAGGGCAAUUCCAGAUGACUACCACUUCGAGAGACCCAAAGUAA